Messenger RNA from Propithecus coquereli (Coquerel's sifaka), 732 nucleotides. It is a transcript of the gene LHFPL1, whose product is annotated as lipoma HMGIC fusion partner-like 1. The transcript has 3 exons. The record is from RefSeq and is a predicted model, not a curated record. NCBI's taxonomy places the organism in Eukaryota, Metazoa, Chordata, Mammalia, Primates, Indriidae. Bases 1 to 732 code for a protein of 243 amino acids. Gene Ontology annotation, cellular component: membrane.
AUGGUAACUUUCUGCAUUUGGUGCUGUGACCCAACUCAUCUCCCCAUCCCUGCAGAGAAACCUGAGACCAUGAGGAGCAGCCUGACCCUGGUGGGAACCCUCUGGGCUUUCCUGUCUCUUGUUACUGCUGUGGCCAGUUCUACCAGUUACUUCCUGCCUUACUGGCUCUUUGGAUCCCAGCUGGGGAAGCCAGUGUCAUUCAGCACAUUCCGGAGGUGCAACUACCCUGUGCGGGGAGAGGGACACAGUCUGAUCAUGGUGGAAGAGUGUGGGCGCUAUGCCAGCUUCAGUGCCAUCCCAAGCCUGGCCUGGCAAAUGUGCACAGUGGUGACAGGUGCCGGCUGUGCUCUGCUGCUCCUGGUGGCACUGGCUGCUGUCCUGGGUUGCUGCAUGGAGGAGCUCAUCUCCAGAAUGAUGGGACGUUGCAUGGGAGCAGCGCAGUUCGUGGGAGGACUCCUGAUAAGCUCAGGCUGUGCCUUAUACCCCUUAGGAUGGAAUAGCCCGGAGAUAAUGCAAACAUGUGGGAAUGUCUCCAAUCAAUUUCAGUUAGGUACCUGUCGGCUUGGUUGGGCCUAUUACUGUGCUGGAGGUGGGGCAGCUGCAGCCAUGUUGAUCUGCACUUGGCUCUCUUGUUUUGCUGGAAGAAACCCCAAGCCUGUCAUGUUGGUGGAGAGCAUCAUGAGGAACACCAAUUCUUACACCAUGGAGCUAGACCACUGCCUCAAACCUUGA